Molecule: messenger RNA, 999 nt
Organism: Entamoeba dispar SAW760
Lineage: Eukaryota; Evosea; Mastigamoebida; Endamoebidae
Exons: 3
Coding region: 1-999 (332 amino acids)
Source: RefSeq, a predicted model, not a curated record
AUGAAAAUAGUGGAAUUUCCCCUUUUUCCUGAAGUUCAUCCAAGUAAUUAUCCACAACCAUUAAGAGAUUUAACACUUUAUUACAAAGAAAAAAGAAAUAGGUAUAUAGAUAAGUAUCACAAUAAAGUAAAAAAUAUUGAAUUACUACUAACUCAAUGUGAAAAAGGUCAUUUUGAAAUUAAAGAAUCAAUAAAAUAUGGCACAUGUAGAUCAUGUCAUGAACAUGGAAUAUUUGGUAAGUUGUGUGAAUGUUGUAAAGAAAAAACAUGUUUUAAAUGUUUGAAUGAAAUUUCCAUUGAAACUCAAAAAGAAGAAAGAGUUCAAGAUAAAGAAAAAAUAAAAGUUAUUUUAUGUAAGAACUGUAUGGCAGUAUUUGACUCAAUAAAAGAAAGUAAAUUACUUAUUCAAGUUCUUUCACAAAGUCAUUAUAAUAUAAAAUUAAGAGAUGAUGUAGUUAGUGUUGCUCAAAAAACAAUUGCAGUAAAAAAAAUGUUAAAUAAUGCACAUGACAAAAAUGAAAUAAUUGAAUUAUGUCAUAAUGGUUUAAAAACAAUAAAAGAAAUGCAAAGGUUAAUUGAUAAAAUAAAAAUUGAAAACCAUCAAUUUGAUUCAAAAUCUGAUGCAGUUAUUGCAUCAAAUAUUUUAAGAGCACUUUCUUAUUUUAAUGGAACAUUUGGAUUUUAUUUAAUUGGAGAAAUUGAGAAAACUGAAAAAAGAAUAAACAAACCACUACCAUUACCAAUUAUUACUUCAAUAAAUUGUAGUGUUAUUCCAAUAAAUGGUGGAACAAUUAAAAUUAAAGGCAUUGGAAUUGCAUCAGGAAUUGAAGCAUUUUGUAAACAAAAGAAAAUUAAAAGUGAAUUUAUUAAUGGUUGUUUAUGUCUUUCAAUUCCACAAACUACUUUUCAAGAAAUUGGACAAAGUGUUGCACUAGAGUUAUUUACUUUAGACAAAAGAAAGGUUCCACUUCCUGGAGAUAUUAUUUACUGUGAUUAUUAA